This is a messenger RNA of Egretta garzetta (little egret), 1786 nucleotides long. RefSeq names its product serum response factor-like. NCBI's taxonomy places the organism in Eukaryota, Metazoa, Chordata, Aves, Pelecaniformes, Ardeidae. The transcript has 4 exons. The annotation marks the transcript as partial. The record is from RefSeq and is a predicted model, not a curated record.
CCGGCCCCACCAUGGCUCAGCAGGUCCCAGUCCAGGCGAUCCAGGUGCACCAGGCACCGCAGCAAACGUCUCCCUCUAGUGACAGCAGCACUGACCUUACCCAGACCUCUUCCAGUGGAACAGUGACCCUCCCGGCGACCAUCAUGACGUCGUCUGUGCCAACCACUGUGGGUGGCCACAUGAUGUACCCCAGCCCACACGCGGUGAUGUAUGCGCCAACAUCUGGCCUUGCGGACGGUGGACUUGCAGUCCUCAACGCUUUCUCACAGGCGCCCUCAGCGAUGCAGGUGUCCCACGGCCAGGUCCAGGAUCAGGGUGGCGUCCCCCAAGUGUUCCUCACAGCUCCAUCAGGCACCGUUCAGAUCCCAGUCUCAGCUGUCCAGCUUCACCAGAUGGCUGUCAUCGGGCAGCAGAGCAGCAGUGGCAGCAGCCUGACGGAGCUGCAGGUGGUCAACUUGGAGACCUCACACAGUGCCAAGAGUGACUGAGAGGCCUCUGCUGCCAGCCUUGUGCUAUCCCUGGCCUGUCAUACCAGUGCUGGGGCUGGCGGCAAUUCCUCGUACAGACUGCACCAGUUAUUUAUUGUUGCCUUUUCACGUUUCCUUCAUCCACACAUGCACACACACACACGCACCCACCCACACAUACACACAGGCAUGCGCGUGGGGCUGCAGGACCCACCGAGGGUGGAGCUGUGCUGGGGCCAUGCAGGGCUUGGGGGCGUUUGGAUGCUGCAAUAGCUGUGCUUGUCUCAUGCCAGCCAAAGAAACUUGUCUCUUGAGGGGAGGAUUGCUCUGCGCUGUAAAUAAAUACUGCAGACCAUUCCCAGCUGGAGGCUCUGGCUCCUCCCAGGUGCUCUGAGUCACCUUGCCCAUGAGCGUUUGCUCUGUGUGGGGCUCAGCUCAGACCCAGAGCUGUCCUGUGGGCACAGCUCGGAGCAGAGCAUUCCGAGACUGUGCUGCUGGCCUCAGCAAUGUGCCUUUGUGGGGGUGACAGGUCCUGGCUGCAGCAACUCACCCUGGGCUCUGGACAGGGGAGAGUGGCCAGCUUGCAUGUGCAUCGCUGGUUGGGCCUACAUGCCCUCCCUCUGGAGGGUAAGGCACAGCCUGUGGCACGUAGCCCUAUCCUCCUCGAAUGCACUACAGUGAGCCCUCUGCUCUCCGUGCCUCCUCACUGGGCUGCCUGACAGACUUGCAGACUGCCUGGCUCUGCCCUGGUGGCUGCCCUAGCACAGCUGAGGUGGUUGGUGGAUGCCCAGGAGCACAACGAUGCCCCGGAGAGCUCCUGGGGGGAGAGGCUCUGUGGCGGGCCCAGCCCCACACUUUACUCUCAGCCCUCGCGCUGCUUGUGGACCCUGUACAUCCAGGGGAACGUGGCCGGGUCUUCCCGCAUCCCCCUGCAGCUCCAGCCAGCGCUUUCUAAAUUUCUGUGUCUGAUGCAAGGUGGAGAAACAACUCAAGUGUCAAAGGGAAGAGCCCAUGGGGCACUGAGCUGCAGGGCAGGUGGCAGGCUUUUCCUCUGAGCACCAGGGUGACCUGCAGACCAUCCUGGGUUGUGGAGGAGCAGCUGUGAUGCCUGUGUGUAGGCUCAGGAAGGCCCGGGGAGAAGGGCUGGAGCAUGCUUGGUCCUGCAUGGGAGUUGCUGUGAAUGGCUCUGCUACCUAGCCCUGUCCCUGGAGGGAGAGUGAGCAAGUGAGAGAAGCUGCUGAAUCCUUAGGGGAAGAAGCAGCUGCUGUAACUUUUUUUUUUUAAGUUAAAGACAAAAGAAGCCUUGGAGAAAAAAAAAA